Mesorhabditis belari is the source of this 1629-nucleotide messenger RNA. The record is from the annotation of a GenBank genome assembly. NCBI's taxonomy places the organism in Eukaryota, Metazoa, Nematoda, Chromadorea, Rhabditida, Rhabditidae.
AUGGAGAUAUUUAAUACGGAUCUACAACAUGUCGAGAUCGGGGUUGCAUUUGGACUGAUUUGUAUCAUUGAGAUUUGCAUCAAUGCAAUGGUUCUUUAUUCGAUUUGUGCGGGAAGAUUGUGGAAAGGACGAGGGAGUCCCAUUUAUAUUAUUGCUGCCUCAAAUCUUGCAGUGGAUAUUAUUCAGCUGUUGAUUCAUGCAAUCUAUUUGAUGCCUUGUAUAACGGCAAAUAAAUUUAUAUUUAUUGGUGGUCGUCACGGGUUUGGAAAUGUUUUCUUCUCUUCAGUGUUUAUGUUUUGUUGGUAUCACACCUCGUUGAAUCAAACGAUAACUGCGUUGAAUAGGGUGAUGGUCAUUUGUUUCUCAUGCCGAUCAUUCAAUACAACAAGAGUUGUCAUCUUAUGUUCAUUGGUCUAUCCGAUUUCGCUCGUUUUAACUCUUUUGGCUCAACAUUUCUUCCCUUGUUGCAAAUUUUCCUUUGAUCACACGAUUUACUCAUAUUCGUACACGACGAUUGGUGAUACACCAAAUUGGUCGAAUAUGAUGGAUAUUCCGCUCAAUAAUACAUCGUCUCUCAUUUGCGUCAUCUCAUAUUCUUGGAUCAUAAUCAAUAUGCGAAAGUCUCGACGAAACCUCUCAACAGCAAUGGCACCAGCUGUAUCGUUGAGAAGGAAAUAUAAAGAAUACAGGUAUGCCAUGCAAUUUUGUGCAAUUUCCGUCUUUUACUUGUUGGCUUGGGUGUGUUUUCGUGUUUUCCCUGUUUGGUUCGGAGAAUCGAGCAAAGAAUGGUUUUCUUUCAUUGCUCUUUGUGUAAUCGUGAACUCCGGCGCGAAUGGUUUCACUUAUUUGUGCAACAAUCAAGAGGUACAACGCGAGUUGAGGAACACGUUCACGAAAUUCGUGCUCACCGACUCUUCAUAUCAUUCCAGAACAUUGCAAAAUCUGUCAAACUCGGAUAUUGUUCGAAAACAGCACCUUUUACUGAGCAAUAAUAAGUUACGAUCUUCGAAAACUUCAACUACGAGUGAGCUAGAAAUGUCUCGUCCUAUCAAGCAUUCGUAUCGCCACUUUUACGAGGAAAAGGAUGGAAUCGUCAACCAGGGGACUGCUUCUGCAACCGUCCCUACCACUGAUUUGACGACUUCAAAGUCCGCUCCAAGCCAAGCAGCACAAGGUCAAAUGGAUCGCCGUCAGCGUCUUCCAGGCUUUUCGCCAUUUACCAAUUUUGGAAGAAACACUUUCUUCGACGAGGAUUUCGAUCGUGUAGCUGUUCGUCCUUAUUGGGCUGACACUUCAAUGUUUAGCGGACAUCGCCUUGGUGAAGGGGUCAAUGAGAUUGUGGAUAAUGAGGUGGAGUUCAAGUUCACCAUCGAUGUUUCUCAAUUUGAGCCUGAUGAGCUGAAAGUGAAUAUCAUUGAUAACGAUCUUGUUAUUGAGGCUAAACACGAUGAAAAGGAUGACAAAUUUGGAACGAUCGCGCGUUCGUUUGUGCGCAAGUUUAGACUUCCAACAACUGUCAGAGCUGAAGAGGUGAAGAGUGAACUUUCGCGAGACGGUCACCUCACCGUUCGCUACGAAAAGGAACGCUCUGCUGGCAUCAAGAAAGUUCCAAUCCAAAUCCAGAAAGCC